Messenger RNA from Diplodia corticola, 1719 nucleotides. Its product is annotated as hsp70 chaperone. Bases 1 to 1719 code for a protein of 572 amino acids. Gene Ontology annotation, biological process: protein folding. Gene Ontology annotation, cellular component: nucleus; cytosol. Gene Ontology annotation, molecular function: ATP-dependent protein folding chaperone; ATP binding. The record is from RefSeq and is a predicted model, not a curated record. Lineage: Eukaryota; Fungi; Ascomycota; Dothideomycetes; Botryosphaeriales; Botryosphaeriaceae. The transcript has 4 exons.
AUGAGCGAAGAGACCUCCCCGCAGCGGGUUGCCAUUGGUAUUUCCUUUGGCAACUCCUACAGCUCCAUCGCCUUCACCACAGGUGAGGGCAAGGCUGAGGUUAUCGCCAACGAGGAGGGAGACCGCCAGAUCCCCACCAUCCUGUCCUACGUCUCUGGCGAGGAGUUCCACGGCACCCAGGCUAAGGCGCAGCUUGUCCGCAACUCGAAGAACACUGUUGCCUACUUCAGAGACUUCCUUGGCAAGGACUUCAAGUCGAUAGACCCCACCCCUGCCCACCAGUCCGCACACCCCAAGGAGCAUGAAGACACCAUCUCUUUCUCGGUCAGGGAUAGUGAGGAGGAUGUUGAGAAUGAGCGCACCAUCUCUGAGAUCACCACGAGGCACCUGCGCAGGUUGAAGAACUCUGCCUCCGACUACCUUGGCAAGACCGUCAACACUGCCGUCAUCACCGUCCCGACCAACUUCACCGACCACCAGAAGGAGGCCCUGACCAAGGCUGCCAAGGAGGCUGAGAUUGAGGUCCUCCAGUUCAUCAGCGAGCCCGUGUCUGCCGUUCUCGCAUACGAUGCUCGCCCUGAAGCUAAGGUUUCGGACAAGAUCGUGGUUGUUGCCGACAUUGGCGGAACUCGCUCUGAUGUUGCCGUCAUCGCUUCGAGAGGCGGCAUGUACAGCAUUCUGGCCACUCUCCACGACUACGAGGUUGCUGGCACCCAGCUUGACCAGGUCCUUAUGGACUACUUCGCCAAGGAGUUCAUCAAGAAGCACAAGACUGACCCUCGAGAGAACGACCGCAGCCUUGCCAAGCUGAAGCUUGAGUCCGAAGCCGUCAAGAAGGCCCUCAGCAUUGGCCAGUCGGCCAACUUCAGCGUCGAGAGCUUGGCUGACGGCGUCGACUUCACUGCCACCAUCAACCGCACCCGCUUCGAGCUGCUAGCGAACAAGCACAUUGCCAGCCUGACCCGUCUGAUCAACCACGCUGUUGAGAAGGCCGAGCUGGAUGUUCUCGACAUCGACGAGAUCAUCCUCUCCGGCGGCUCCAGCCACGUCCCCAAGAUCGCUCGCAGCGUCCAGAGCGCUUUCCCCGAAAGCACCACUGUCCUGGCUCCCGCUACCUCGACCACGGCCAUCAACCCCUCCGAGCUCGCCGCUCGUGGUGCCGCCAUUCAGGCUUCCCUGAUCCAGGAGUUCGAGGCCGAGGACAUUGAGCAGAGCACGCACGCCAUGGUCACUGUUGCUCCCCACACCUCCAAGGCCAUCGGCAUUCUCUGCAUAUCCGAAUCGGAGGAGCACGGUGUCUUCCGCCCGCUCAUCGAUGCCGAGACUCCUGUCCCGGUCAGGCGCACUGCUCAAAUCGCCACUCCCCGCGAGGGCGGUGACAUCCUCGUCAAGAUUUGCGAGGGUAUCCGUAAUAUCAAGGUCGAGAAGCCCGAGCCCAAGGCCAAGGACGCUAAGAAGAGCGGCGAUGACGAGGACGAGGAUGACUCGGACAUCGACUCGGAUGACGAGCCGGAGGAGAUCCGCUCCAAGGUAUGGAAGGCCGGUACUGCGCUUGCCGAGGCUGCUCUCAAGGGGGUCAAGAAGGGCGCCAAGGUCGAGGUCCAGGUCAACGUCGGCGCCGAUCUGGCCGUGCAGAUCAUCGUCCGUGAGGUCGGUGGCAAGGGUGGUAUCAGGGGCAACCUUGAGAAGCCUGCGGCUACCCAGAACGGCAGUGCAUAA